AUGGACGAGCUCCCGGAUUAUUAUGUAGUUCUUGGAAUAAAUAAUACGGCGACGUCUAGCGAAAUCCGAGAUGCCUACAAAUUGCGCGCGUUAGAAACACAUCCAGAUAGAUAUCCCAUAAUAGAUUCAACCGUUACAAGAGAAGAGGCAACAAAGGCCUUUCAGAAGGUGGCCGAUGCGUAUUUUGUCUUGAGCGAUCCAACACAGAGGGAAAAAUAUG
Paraglomus occultum is the source of this 220-nucleotide messenger RNA. NCBI's taxonomy places the organism in Eukaryota, Fungi, Glomeromycota, Glomeromycetes, Paraglomerales, Paraglomeraceae. The record is from the annotation of a GenBank genome assembly.